Messenger RNA from Iphiclides podalirius (scarce swallowtail), 564 nucleotides. Lineage: Eukaryota; Metazoa; Arthropoda; Insecta; Lepidoptera; Papilionidae. The record is from the annotation of a GenBank genome assembly.
AUGAGCACCGAUCAUGUGAACCCAUUUCCCCUAGAAGAGGAGUACCAGAAGAAAACGGGCAUCUCCCCGCAGGACAUUGGCAAGUUGCGGACGUGGCUCGCCACGCAACCGCAUCUGCCGGGCAACCACAUUACAGAUCUAGACUUAGUUCUGACAUACCACUGCUGCAACCGAAGCUUAGGUGUGUCCAAGCAAGUCCUCGAUCUGCACUACACACUGCGGACCCUUUUCACCAACUACUUCAAAGAUCGAACGGUGGAAGAUAUCGAACAAGUCUUGCGCACAUUGCUGCUCACUCCCCUGCCGAUGCGCUGUGACGACGGAUCGGCGAUCCUGUUCACUCACUUCAUGGAUAGUGACCCGACAAAUUUCAAUAUCGGCGAAACUAUAAAAACGGUGCUCAUGAUAAUGGACCUUUGGCAGUACGAAGAAGGCACGUGGCCUGGAUUCGUCAUGGUCGUCGACUUUAACGGAAUGACUCUCGCCCACGUCGCCAGGCUUGACCUGCAGAACAUUCAGCAGUUCUUGUAUUACCUACAGGUAAGAUCGGACAGGAGCACUGAG